AUGGCGUGGAAGUUGAUGACAGUUUCGUCCUAUUCAACGCGUCGCGAUUGGUCCGUUCGCGCUGCUGACUACGUGUCGCCGGGCUACGAGUAUGAGCAGGAGAUUGAUCCCCAGGAGGCCGCCAGGCGUGAGCAGGCUUCGAAGCGGGUGGAGCGGACGUCCAAAUACUUCCGCCAGUUGGGAAUCAUCGGAUUCUGGGGCCAGCUGGUCUGCUCUGUUGUCGCCUCCGUGAUUCUCACCUUCUCCAUUGUCAUCUCUGGUCGGCCUACAGCUCCAGUUUCCACGUAUCUCACGUCGGCUGGAAUCGUGGCCGCAUUUCUGUCUGUCUUCUGGUCAUUUGGGUACCUCAGGCUAGCCGAUCGGCUACGCAAUGCCAUUGAAAACCCCAUGAAGGCCCCUCCUCGCUCUUCAGUGGUGGCGAAUCUCAAGAAUGGCCUCAUUAUCAACUUGCUUGGCCUAGGAGCCACUCUCCUCGGCCUCCAGGCCACUGUUGGAGUGCUCGUUGCCAAAGCCCUUACUUCCUCCACUCCCAUCUAUGGUGCUGUUGGCCUUCCCACCGGCUACAACCCUGUUCUGGCCCUCGACGUCUUCCUUGUUCAGGCGUCUGGCAACACUGCUCUUUCUCACUUUCUUGGACUUGUUCUGACCCUGGAGUUGCUGCGCGCAACAACACUUUCACAGCCUCCUCCUGAGAAUGUCAUCCCACAAGCGUCAUGA
Closterium sp. Yama58-4 is the source of this 717-nucleotide messenger RNA. The record is from the annotation of a GenBank genome assembly. NCBI's taxonomy places the organism in Eukaryota, Viridiplantae, Streptophyta, Zygnematophyceae, Desmidiales, Closteriaceae.